GAGCCACCAUCAUCCGGUCCGAAUCCUCCAGUACCUCAGGUCUCAUCCAAACUGCAACCAUGAAACUCAUCAUCGCCGCCUUUGUUGUGAUCGCACUGGCUCAAGGGAGCCUUGCCGCCGAUACUACUACUGAGCUGGAAGUUAUCAGCCAGAAAUUCGAGGAGAUCAAGAACAAGAUGACCGAGGAGCUGACCAAGCUGAUCAACACUCAGGAGUUGAGCAGCCAGGCCCAGGCUUUCCUGGAGCAGCAGAGGAACCAGUUUGAGCCCAUGGUGACCCAGGUCCAGGAGCAGAUGAGGGCAGCGGCCGCCAGCAUGCAGGAGCAGAUCGAGCCCAUGGCCACCAACAUCCAGACACAGAUGCAGCCCAUGGUGCAGAAGUUCCAGGAGCAGAUGGAGGCCAUCCUCAGGCAGCUGACCGAGCAGGCCAAAGCCCUGACCAACUAAAAAGUCAAAAAGGGAAUCUGCAGCCAUGGACUGACUCCCUUUUGGACUCCACACGUGUUUCCGUACCUUUGUGAUAUGGACGAUUUCAUCUCCAAAACCAAAGAUGUGCAAUAAAAUCUUGAAACACA
Syngnathus acus (greater pipefish) is the source of this 574-nucleotide messenger RNA. Its product is annotated as type-4 ice-structuring protein LS-12-like. The record is from RefSeq and is a predicted model, not a curated record. The transcript has 4 exons. The coding region runs from base 60 to 446 and encodes 128 amino acids. NCBI's taxonomy places the organism in Eukaryota, Metazoa, Chordata, Actinopteri, Syngnathiformes, Syngnathidae.